UCGCUGCUUACUGUGAACGGAUUUGAACAUCGUCACAAAAUAUUCCUGUUUGCGCUUCACAACUUCAACGAGCUGUUUCGAGGAAAAACACAUUAAGCAUUAUUGCUGAUAUAAAGAGUUUGUGAGGUUAAACAAACUGAGUCUGUCCUUUUCCAGCGGAGGAGUGAGAGAAACACCGAGGACGACUGAAAUGAAACGAAAGGGGAAGUGAAACUAAAGACCGCGAAGGAUUUUUAUGAAAACAGAAAGUUAAAGCUGCUCAACAAGUCGAGUAUCCUGCUGCAUCUGGCUGCAGCAACAUGUCGUCAACAGAAUACCAGUACUUCAUCAUAACAAGAAAACCUGAACACCCAGGUCACAUCAACGCCGGUUCAAUAUGUUUCAUCUAUAAAUACAAGUACACAAGAGCUAAUUCUUCCCCUAAGUUGCUCGUCUACUUCCUGGGCUCCCAGUCACCGUUGUGUUAUGACAUAGAGGUGAAGGUUCUGGAGGUGCUGAGUCCAGAGGAAGCCGGGCUGCUGCAGGCACUGUCUGACGACGCAGAGAGGCUGAAGUGGUUCCGAGAGAGAGAUGCUCUUCGAACAGCGCUGGGACUCACUGAGGGUACUGCAGUGACUGUGGACGAAGGAGGAGAGAAGCUUAGAGGCAUCAUUCGCUACAUCGGAAACCUGACAUAUUCCCUUCCAUUAUCAGGAACUUUCUUUGGCAUUGAACUGCAGGGAGACGACAGGGGGAAGGGGAACACAGAUGGGAAGUACCAACAUAGAACCCUCUUCUGCUGUUCCGAAUAUUCUGGCAUUUUUGCCCCAUUCUCCCGAGUCAGGCCUCUCGUUCCCAGCUCCCUGUCACCCUCCAUCCCUGCGCCCUCCUCACAGCCGGAAACAGAGGAGCUGGAACCAGGCGAGAGAGUCACCUACUUCAUCGAUGAUAAAUGUCUCCAUGGGAUGGUGUUGAAUGUGCGAGUAGAGAAUGGACAAGAUAUUGUUCAGAUCUCCACAGACAAAGAUGAGAAUGGAAAGACGGGGGGCACAGUUGAAGUUCCACUUUAUUCAGUUUUUAAGGGAGAGGUGCCUGCAGAGCCAGAGCGCAUGGACGUUGAUACACCCCUGUUGGACCCAAACCCUGAUGAUCUGUACAGGGAUCUUCUGAGCGUGAACUCCCUGGUAGAGGUGACUCUGGGUAAAGGCAACACAUAUGGAAUCAUCCGCUGGAUCGGCAAGCUACCUGAUCGAAAGGAUACCAUGGCUGGACUAGAGCUGGAGGAAGACACAGGAGUGAGUGACGGUACCUUUAAAAAGGAGCGUAUCUUCGUUUGUCCCCCGAAGCGAGCUCUGUUUGUGAAGCUUAUCUCCUGCCGUCCUGACUCACGAUUCCAGAGCACAUCAGCCAAUCACAGCCAGAUGAUGCCAAAAGAGGAUGACGCAGAGAGAGAGACGGAGCACAGCACAGGGAAGCCAGAGACUGUACCUCCUAUGAGCACGGAGCAGGUUAACAACAUGUUGAUUGGACGAAUGAGGGGGAUCCAAGGACACUGCAACUCCUGCUACAUGGACGCUGCCCUCUUCAGAUCACAGCACUUACUUCACACUACAGACCACACCAUACUCAUGGUCUCUGACCAGAACCACAGCCUGGUGCUGCCUACAGUCCAGCAGCUGCUGGAACAUUCUUUCCACAGUGAAGGACUCAAGCUGGCUGAGGUCCCUUCAUGCCUCAUCCUCCAGAUGCCUCGCUUUGGGAAGAAAUUCAAGAUGUUUGACAAGAUCAUUCCCUCUCUGGAGCUGGACAUCACCGACCUCCUCUCUGAAGGUCCUCAGCAGUGCAUGCUGUGUGGAAACUUGGCACAGGAAGAGUGCACCGACUGUUUUAAGGAUCCCCUUUUCAGCCAGACGGGAUUCAAAAUCUUCUGCAACACUUGUUCAUCUCAGGUUCACGCUCAUCCUCAGCGUCGGAACCAUCAACGAACUCCUCUGGACAUCCCCAAGGGUUACUUGGGUCGCGGGACACCUCACGCUCUGACCAGAGACAAACUGGAGCUGUUCGCCGUGCUCUGCAUCGAGACCAGCCACUACGUGUCCUUCAUCAAACACGGACCAAACAGCCAAGACUGGAUCUUCUUUGACAGCAUGGCAGACAGACAGGGAGAGAAAGACGGCUUCAACAUCCCGGAGGUUCACGCCUGCCCUGAGGUCGGCAUGUACAUGGAAAUGUCUCCCGCGGAGCUGGCCAAUCAGGUGCCUCGAGACAUGAAAGGUGUGGCUAAGCGUCUCUUUUGUGACGCCUACAUGUACCUGUAUCAGAGCACCAACAUGUGUCUCUAUCGCUGACUCUUCACUGCACUGGAAAACCCCACAGCUUGUGUGUAAAUAGAACAAAAUGAUUGUCGCUUUAAUUUUUCUGUUUGUUAUUCUUUCAUUAUUUUGUGGAAGUAAAUGCAUUAACAUUUAAAUCGUGUGUGUAUGUAUGUGUAUAUACACAUACAUACAUACACGUUUUUAAAUGUUCUUCUUAAAUGUAUACUACAUAUAUAGCAUUUUCUGCCUUUGUGGUGCUGGGAAAGUAUUAUGAGGCUUUAAUAAUUUAUAAUAUUGUUUUAUUUCUAUAAUGUAUGAAGAAAAAGUACAAACUGACAUCGCUUGCUCAGUAAUUUUGCACUAUAAGGAAAAGAAAUUAACAAUCACUGACAUGCCUUGGCAAAGAUAAAUGACAUGUUGGACUGUAAUAUAAGGAUUUUGUAGUUUACGGUUUCUAUUUGCUUUCUGAUAAUUAUCUUUAAGGGUUAUAUUUACAGUUUUAUAAUGAAAGUGAAUUUUGCAGACAAAAUAAUCCACUAAAGAAGACAACAUAGUAAUGAUUUCUGGGUGGGCUGUUGUAAUUUAAAAGCCACUAUACAGGGCUUUUGUAAAUACAAUGUUAAUUUGCUUAUUUUUAAAUUUGUUCAGAUUCCUUGGAAUAUUGUAUAUUUGAAAUUAGAAUUUCACCUCAGGAGAGAUUAUAUGUUGCUUUUUGAUAUGAAAUGCACUUUUGCAUCCAUCAUUAUCCUAAUUGACAGUACAGUAAAUUACAAGGUUGGGAAAACUGCACUUAAAUGGCUACGUAUGGGUCCUGGCUAAUAGUCGUUUCCAUUAACAAUAUACUGCAUGUUUAUUGUUAAUUGUACUGGCUUUAAAAAAAGGGUACAAUGAAUAAAGAUUUCUUUUUACUUUGA
Messenger RNA from Morone saxatilis (striped sea-bass), 3208 nucleotides. RefSeq names its product cylindromatosis (turban tumor syndrome), like (gene cyldl). NCBI's taxonomy places the organism in Eukaryota, Metazoa, Chordata, Actinopteri, Moronidae. Gene Ontology annotation, molecular function: K63-linked deubiquitinase activity; cysteine-type deubiquitinase activity. Gene Ontology annotation, cellular component: cytosol. Gene Ontology annotation, biological process: protein K63-linked deubiquitination. The transcript has 13 exons. The record is from RefSeq and is a predicted model, not a curated record. Bases 300 to 2327 code for a protein of 675 amino acids.